Molecule: messenger RNA, 2981 nt
Organism: Cololabis saira (Pacific saury)
Lineage: Eukaryota; Metazoa; Chordata; Actinopteri; Beloniformes; Belonidae
Gene: cblc
Product: Cbl proto-oncogene C, E3 ubiquitin protein ligase
Exons: 13
Coding region: 749-2524 (591 amino acids)
Biological process (GO): negative regulation of epidermal growth factor-activated receptor activity; cell surface receptor signaling pathway
Cellular component (GO): plasma membrane; membrane raft
Molecular function (GO): SH3 domain binding; calcium ion binding; receptor tyrosine kinase binding
Source: RefSeq, a predicted model, not a curated record
CAAUCAAAGGCUGAGCCCUGCACAAUGAGACCAGUGAGGGUGACAUGAAGAGAGACUGAGAAGAAGCAGCUUUUGUUUCAGGCCGUGACGGAGAAAAUGUUUCCGUGGUGCUGCUGGUGGAUGUACUACCACUGUUGAACCUGAGAGUAUGUGACUGUUACGCUGCUGACAUGAAAGCUGGUAAGCAGAUCACGGAGAUAGACUUGUUAGCAAGACUGCAUGUCUGAAUGUGUAUGUUGAAGAGGAGCAACAUGGUAAAAGAAAAGUUUGAACAGUUUCUUUGCCUUUUUAUCCGUCGCCAUUGAGCAAACCUCUAAGCUCCGGUGUAAUGUUAUAGGCCAUGCGCGUUGGCAUUUUUCUGAAGAUUAAACAGAGGAUCGAGGAGCUGUAUGGACAUUAGUGGCUGAUCUUGCUGGAAGUGCUUGGUAUUUUCAUCAUGCGAUUGCACGUGCUGCCCGGUGCUGGAUAAGGUGAUGCUGUUUGAAUGUUACUUGUCGCAGCAUGGGAUGCUGUUUGAGCAGAAUAAGAUGCAUUCUUUUCAGAUCCAGCUGAGGACAUAUAAAGGUCACUGACAAGUCUAAUUGUGAACACCCAAAAACCUGUGCUAUUGUCAAGCAUUUUUAUUUACAUUUAUUCAAAGUUGAAGUUUCACACCUCUUGACUGAGCGUUAUUUAUCGUCACACCCUCCAGACAUAGACUGGCUGAUAUUUGAGGUAGUUUUUGCUUCACUUCACUCCGAGCAGUGCAAUGAUGGCAGGGGCAGGUGGAGGAGCCUCCAAGGGUCCAAAGUUGAGCACACUCCCUCCUGCCAGUGGAGAUUGGCGGCUGAUGGACAGGAGCCUCAGGAAACUGGACAAACUCCAUGACUUGUGCACAAACCCCCAGCUGGGCCUGAGGAACAGUCCACCAUACCUGCCAGAUCUGGUGCGCCAAACAGCAACGCUGAUGGAGCAGGUCCGGGAGCCGUACCAAGGCUCCAGGGCAGCAGCAGGGCCGCUGCCCCGGGGGCCCGAGGCCAGAUACCUGAGGGUCCACCUCAGAAACCUGCUGGAUAAGACGGAACGAGCUCUUCUGCUGUUUAAACAUGGACGGGAGAAGAUAUUUGACGAGACAUCCAGCUACAGGAAGAACCUCACCAAACUGUCCUUGCUGUUCAGUCACAUGCUCUGGGAGCUGAAGGCCAUGUUUCCAGGGGGAUACUUUCAGGGUGAUACUUACAAGGUGACUAAGACCGAGGCAGAUGAGUUUUGGAGGCGCUCUUUUGGCAACAAGUGUAUAGUGGAGUGGAAUAACUUCAAAGAGAAGCUGAGAAGUGUGCACCCGUUCGAGGAAGGGAUGGAGUCCAUGGCUCUGAAAUCAACCAUUGAUCUCGUGUGUAACGAUCACAUCUCGGUGUUUGAGUUUGACAUCUUCACGAGUCUGUUUCAACCCUGGCGGUCUCUUAUGAGGAACUGGAACCAGCUCGCAGUGACCCAUCCAGGCUACAUGGCCUUCCUCACCUACGAUCAGGUUAUACAUCGGCUGGAGAACUAUCUGCGCAGACCCGGCAGCUACAUCUUUCGUCCAAGCUGCACAAGAAUGGGUCAGUGGGCUAUAGGUCAUGUGACUGCUGAGGGUGACGUCGUGCAGACCAUCCCCCAGAACAUGGUCCUCUACCAGGCUCUCAUUCAGGGCUUCAAGGAAGGCUGCUACUUGUAUCCAGAUGGUCAUGAUGUGAACCCUGACCUGACAAGCUUGUGUGAACCCACGCAGAAGGACAAAGUUACGGUUACAGAGGAGCAGUAUGAGCUUUACUGUGAGAUGGGCAGCACGUUCCAGCUGUGUAAAAUCUGCGCGGAGAGGGAUAAAGACACUCGGAUCAAACCCUGUGGGCAUCUGCUGUGCCGGCCCUGCCUCACAGGCUGGCAGAAGUCGGCUGGCCACACCUGCCCAUACUGUCGCUGCAACAUCAGAGGAACAGAGUCCGUCCUGGUGGAGCCGUACCUGCAGGACAGCAGUCGGUGGGAGGAGGAGGGAGACGAAGAGGGCGAGGAAGAGGACCAUGAGGACAUUCAACUGCUGAAAAAAGAAAUGGCUGCCCUGAAGUUCUCAAGUUUGGGGCACCAAGUUGCCGGCCCUCACGCUAGCGCUCCACCACUGCCCCCUAAAGACAACUCACCCUCGCAGUACCAAUCUCCCACCAGCCAAUCUCAGAUGUCUGAAACUGUGAAGCUGAGAAAACACCUCCACUCACGUUCAGCUCCGAAUGGCAAAGAAAAAUACAGACGUAAACAAAAGGCCAACAGCACUGCAGAAGAAAAUUUCAUGGGUCUGAGAUCAAACUCCCUUACUUACAGUGCUGAAUUCCUCGGAGGAGAAGAAAUUCCUUCCUCUGCUCUGCUUACUCUUGACAGUGGAAUUGCAUGGAUGGGACCUCCCAGCCCAGCCAGAGAAAGAAGACAUAUGGAAAAGGAGGAACAGCGAGCAAUGCUCCGAAAAAACAAAACUGGCCUGGGAGAGAUAGCGAGAACAAUGUCAUCCUGAGCGGCAGCAAGUAUCUGGAAUUCGGAAACAGGCUGCGACUGGGAACUUGAAAUUAGCCUUCGUUUCAUGUGAUACUGGUUUUUGGUUCCCCGUUUGACUGUAAAACGUUUCAUUUGUGCUGUGUUGAAGAAAACCCGAGGGCUGAGAGAAAACAUUCCCACUGCGAGCUCCGACUUUUUAAUAAUAAGAUGACCAUUAGCGUGGUGAAUUCAGCACUAGUUUCCAUAUAUAGUUUUGUGAACCAUCUUCCUUAUAAUUAAAUCAUUUACCAAGUACCCCUAAGAGAUAAGAAAUUAAAGAGGCUAAUCACACACCUAAAGUAGAAUAAAUACUGAAAAAUGCUGAAAAAUGUAAGCACACCCAUAUUUAUGUACAUACAGUACGUGUCUUCACGUUAAAUGAGGCAGCUUUUUUUCAUUAUAGACUUAUAAAUAGGGAUAGACAAAUAAAAAUGAAU